CCAGYCAAACUGAUGAGCAUUUAUCAACAAACCAAACCGAAAGUCUGGUUUCCAAGUCAGUCCAAACAGAAGUUAUUUGGAUUGAUGAAAAUGAAGAGCUAGUUUUAGUGUCAUCUCAUACACCCAAGCUUCACUCUACUACACUAACAAGAGACACAGAGCUGAAUGAAAACAUGGUACUUGAUGUUGAUUUACUUGAAGACAUUGAUUACAUAGAAUUAAGUGAUGAUAGUGAUGAUGACAUACAGCAACCAAGCAACAUUGAAGUCAAUGAAGACACUUUUCAGGCCAAUCAUGGUUCUUAUUCUGAAGGAGAUGAAGAUGACCAAGAUAUUUCUGAAAAUGAAAAGGAUUGCUUUUCUCCUGAGAACCAGCAUCAACCUUCACAAGAUGACACUGAGCUGUUCAUAUGUUUCAAGUGUAACUUGGGGUUCAAGUGUGAGAGGCACUUGGAGAAUUAUGAAAAGAUAAUACACAAUGGAACAAAACCUUUUAAAUGUGACUCUUGUGAUAAAGUGUUUGCCCAUAAGAACAGUUUAAAGAUUCACAAAGAAGCACACAAGAAUAAAGUAAGCAGCAAUCUAGAGAGAAGUGGUGUACUGCAUCAUGCAAAGAAACAACAGUCAAUUCAAACAACAGAGAAGUCAUUCAAAUGCACAAUAUGCCAUAAAACCUAUAAACAAAAAGGGUACCUGAAACUCCACAUUCAAAUACACAGAGGAGAGAAAGAAUUCACGUGCAGUAUCUGCAGGAAAACGUUUUCAAGUAAACGCAGUUUAAAUGUGCACCAUCGAAUGCAUAGUGGAGAGAAACCAUUUAAAUGCAACAUCUGCAACAAAGCUUUUAGACAACAGCAUCAUCUAAAGAGUCAUGCCAAUGCACUGCACAGUAGAGAUACUGGAGGAAAACGAUUUAACUUAAAAACACACCAACAAACCCAUCAUGAAAACCAUAGUGCAAGUACAAGUAAGCAGCAACUGCAGAUACAUCGUGAAAGCCACAGUGAAGUGAAUUCAUUCAAAUGCACAAUAUGCAAUAAAGCCUUUACAAGAAAGACUUCCUUGCUGACCCACAAAAUCAUCCACAGUAACAAGAGGCCUUUUAAGUGUACAAUCUGUGACAAGGCAUAUAAACGUAAGGAUCACUUAAAAAAUCACAAUGAACGAACCGGUCACUGUGCAGAGAAACCAUUCAAAAGAAACCAGAAUUUACAGACUCAUGAUAGAAUUCCUGAUAAACAGAAGCCCUUUGAAUGCACAGUUUGCAAGAAAGCCGUUACAUCCAAAAAGAACUUAGAGAUCCAUUAUCGAACACACAGUGGAGAGAAACCAUUUAAAUGCACAAUCUGUAGUAAAGACUUUGCAGCUAAGUCUAACUUAGAGAGGCACUAUCGAAUCCAUACCAGGGACAAACCUAAUACCAAUGCACUAUCGCAAUAGAACUUUUGCAUGGAAGCAGUAGUGACCCAUCAAUGAAUUCACUAAAGUAAGAAAAAUACUCGUAAACCUAAGUCUAUGUAGAACCUAAUUCAAACCGAUUAAUUCGU
Molecule: messenger RNA, 1546 nt
Organism: Exaiptasia diaphana
Lineage: Eukaryota; Metazoa; Cnidaria; Anthozoa; Actiniaria; Aiptasiidae
Product: zinc finger protein 585A
Exons: 1
Coding region: 174-1439 (421 amino acids)
Source: RefSeq, a predicted model, not a curated record